Silurus meridionalis is the source of this 2365-nucleotide messenger RNA. RefSeq names its product transcription factor 12-like. The transcript is spliced from 12 exons. Gene Ontology annotation, biological process: regulation of transcription by RNA polymerase II. Bases 148 to 1728 code for a protein of 526 amino acids. NCBI's taxonomy places the organism in Eukaryota, Metazoa, Chordata, Actinopteri, Siluriformes, Siluridae. Gene Ontology annotation, molecular function: RNA polymerase II cis-regulatory region sequence-specific DNA binding; protein dimerization activity; DNA-binding transcription factor activity, RNA polymerase II-specific. Gene Ontology annotation, cellular component: transcription regulator complex. The record is from RefSeq and is a predicted model, not a curated record.
UGUCUUGGUUUGCAUUAGUGGUGUGGCAGUAAGUCUGAAGUCAGUCUGGGACAUCUGUGAGGAGAGGACCACAAGGCUGAAUGUGCACCUGUAUGCGUGUAUGUGAAAGGACAGCUCUGGGACGCUUACUGACCUGAAGGCGCAGUGAUGUUUUGUGCAUUUUCGGGCCCAGGGUCAACCAGUACCUCACUUAUGUAUCACUAUAGCAAUGGGAAAGAGGUGUACUCUCCAAAUGCAGAGGAACCGAAGACAGAUUCUGCUUCAUACUCAUCUUUUAAACUUCCGAGCACAAGUUUCACAGGCCAUUUCUUUGAUGGGACAAACAGCUCUGUAGACCCCUGGAGCUCAGCCAGUGGGAUCAGUCCAUCAGGUCAUGGAGGCAUGCUGGGAUCCUCAUCAUCUAGCCAAUCACUGUCUGGGAACAAUGGCAACCUGCCAGCACAUGACCGUCUGAACAUUACACCAAAUUCAGCACCACCUGAUGUCAGCAAGUGUCUUCCGCCGAUGUCCUCUUUUCACAGAGGAAGCAGCAGUGCUUCGUCUUUUGUUUCUUCACCCCAUAAUACGCAUGCCGGUUUCGCAGAUCGGCGCAUGGGUGGUCAGGGGAGCACUGCUGGGGGUUCACACACUGGAGAAACUCUCAGGAAAGCCCUGGCUUCUAUUUAUUCUCCUGAUCACACCAAUGGCAAUUUUCCCUCCAGUUCAUCCACUCCAGGGAGAUCUUCACCUAUGGCUGCUUCUACUGUCUCAGCAGGAGCUAACCAAUGGCCUCGAUCAGGUGGGCAGACAAUACUGCCAUCCAAUUAUGAGAACUCUAUGCAGACAUUGGUGGAGGAUAAACUGGACAGAUUAGAAGAUGUCAUUCAUGUCCUAAGGAACCAUGCAGUGGGCGGGACAAAUUUUAACCUGCUCAAUGACAUGCGUAAUUUAAUAGGACUCACGCAGCAAGGACAAAUUACAAUGAGAUCAAACUGCCCCAUCACCGGACUAGUAACAAACGGAUUACCUACAGAUGUGUCUGCAGCAGACCCAGGUGAGGCUGCUCAUUUGGGCACACACUCUUCUACUUCUUCCUCCUCUUCUGAUCUGACUUAUCAGGAAGACUACUUUAGAGGUUCCCACAAAACAACUCUGGCAGCAGGUCUUCUCUCCAGUGUGUCAUCAGGUAAUCUGGAGGUAAAGACAGAGCCGUCCGAUGUGGAAGAUUUUAGACUGCACCGGACACACUCCAGGAAUCCGUCUCACCCUCAUCAUUCUAGUCGUCUGUCUCACUCUUCCUCCAGUGGUCUGCACUCUGAUGAAGAGAGUGACAUCAGAGAGCCUGAAACCCCCAGCAAUGAUUCUGCUACCAGAACCAGUAGCAUAUUUGAGGAUGAAGAGUUGUCCCCAGAGCAGAAGGCUGAGAGGGAAAGGGGGAGAAGGUUGGCAAAUAAUGCUCGCGAGCGCCUGCGUGUGAGGGACAUCAACGAGGCUUUCAAAGAACUGGGCCGCAUGUGCCAGCUGCAUCUGAAAAGCGAUAAGCCGCAGACCAAACUUCUCAUCCUGCAUCAGGCUGUUGCAGUCAUUCUUAGUCUAGAGCAACAGGUUCGAGAGCGAAACCUGAACCCGAAGACUGCUUGCUUGAGGAGGAGAGAGGAGGAAAAAGUAUCAGCCAUGACACUGGAUCCUCAGUCCAUGCAUACUGUCAUUCAUGCAACACAAGCUGAUCAAGUCACAGGCCAUCUCUGACAAGCUCUUUGUAUGUGUAGGUAUAUGUGUGUGAGAGAGGUUGUGGGAAGGAGUGGUGGAGAAUGAAUGAGAUUGGUUCAAUUCUUUAAAUAAUUAUUUUCUAAUAGCCAGAAAAACUGUGUAUUUUAACAAAAUGUUGACUCUCCUCUAUAGCACUUUUAAAGCAGUUAGCUUUAUCAUUGACCUUAUACAAUGCCCUAUCUGAACAAGAAAAUGAAAAAAGAAAAAAAAAAAAAACGUUUCACUGUUUAUAUGUACACAGAUACCCGACUAACCCGUUUUCUCUUAUGCAUAUCGCUUCCUGGAGAUCCAUUUCCAUCGCUUAUGUUAGCAUUCUCCUCCAAACAGUAUAUAAUUCAUUUUAUAUUAUUCCUGUCGCAUUAUCCUACUUAAAGCUAACAUUGUUAACGUGGACUUCAAUGCAGUAGUUAAGUUUUCUGUAGUUUUACUGUGUGUCUUUUAUUACGUCCAAUUCUGAGACCUGAAUUUUUAUUACAUGACAAUAAAGUAUGAAAUCAAAUACAGUACAUAAUACUUUUCUACAAGUACAUUUUUACAUGUAAAUGGAAAGACAGUUGUCUUUGUGUAAACUUUCUACAUAGUAUUUUAAAAUAAAGUUUAUGGUUAAAAAAGAAAA